Messenger RNA from Pseudogymnoascus verrucosus, 1016 nucleotides. It is a transcript of the gene PTH1, whose product is annotated as aminoacyl-tRNA hydrolase. The transcript has a single exon. The record is from RefSeq and is a predicted model, not a curated record. Gene Ontology annotation, molecular function: peptidyl-tRNA hydrolase activity. Bases 132 to 857 code for a protein of 241 amino acids. Lineage: Eukaryota; Fungi; Ascomycota; Leotiomycetes; Thelebolales; Thelebolaceae.
CAAAGAACUAUCAUACUAUCCAAAAACAAAACUAUUAUCCCAAAGACAUCUAGAGUUGUCGACCCCCAGAGCCAAGCAGGCCAAAUUCCCCAAACCACCAACUCUCAGCCUCGCGCCGCCUAGCCAAAAAAAUGCCUUCCGCCAUCCCAGCCUCGCCACCACCAUCUCCAAUCUCACAACCACAACACCCCCCCAAACAACGCAAACAAAAACAACCACCCCAACCACAACCCAACCCCGCCAAAAUACAACCACCAGAUGCGCAAGCCCUGCCUCUAACCAUCCCUCUAAAAAUGCCACCCCCGACCCGCCUCCUCGUCGCCUCAAUCGGCAACCCAGCACCCUACCUCAACACCCUCCACUCAGCAGGACACACCGUCCUGCGCGCGCUCACCAUCCCCCUCUCCACCCCACCCUUGGUGAAAUCACGACCCCACGCCAACGGACUCCUCGCGCACUCCCCCACCCACCCCAUAACCCUCUGGCACUCCCCAAGCAUGAUGAACGUCUCCGGCCCCGCCGUCGCAACGGCCUUCCGAGCGUUCCAGCGCGAGUACCCCGGCGCGGAGCUGGUGGUGCUGCAUGAUGAGCUUGAGAGCGCGUUGGGGGUUGUGAGUGUCAGGGGGGGAGAUAGGGGGACGAAGGGACAUAAUGGGUUGAGGAGUCUGGCGAAGGCGGUGGGGGGGGGGUAUACGAGGGUUGGGGUGGGGAUUGGGAGGCCGGUUGCGAGGGAGGGGGGGGAGGUCGCGAAGUAUGUUUUGAGGAAGAUGACGGUGGGGGAGAGGGAGGCGUUGGAGGGGUGUGUGGGGGGGGUUUUGGAGGAGUUGGAGAGGUUGCUUGAGGGGGAGAGGAAGUGAGGGGGGACGAUUGUGAUACCUUGGUGGGAUGGAGAGCGGAUGUUGUCACAUUGUAUGAUUAUAGCGAGGGAGCGGAUGUAGGAAUAGCUGCUGUACUGUCACGUUGACAACAGCGAAGAUGAUACCCAAAGAAUAGAUCUCAUUGAUUCUCACCCCCGG